GCAGCAGUGUUGGGAUGGUUCGUCUUUUCGUACUCGUAGGGAAAGCGGCCAGCCUCACACCCCAAAGUGGAUAGUGAGGUUGCAACUUUCCCCAGGAUUGCAUCAACAGAAGCCCAGAUAGCACGUACCAAUGGCAAGAUGGGUUCUGCCUCUCGCUGAGUCAUCACGGGUGGGUCGCGUCAGCAGAUUACCCAUGAGCUUGCCUCAGCUACGGCUGUUCGCUCUCUUUCAGCCACCACUCCAUCACGAAACCGAUCUGGCCAUGGAGCAAAAUCUCGAAGACGAACGCAGGCGAUUAGAUGAACGAGUCGCGCAGCUGCAAGCCGAGCUUGAAAAAGCACAGCAAGAAGCGACAAGCCUUACGAAAGCGCAAGAGACCAUUGACCUACUCACGAGAAGGGUGAACAAAGUGGACAGACUACCAAGACAGUUUGCGCAGACGUGCUCCCAUAUCGAUAUUCGACAAACCGAAAUCGAGGCUCUAGUAAAACACAAGUCUUCACUGUCGGCAGCAGUUGGACUGCUUGAUACGCAGGAGAUACACGUGAACUGGUAUAGGUGCUUCGAAGAAUGGAAAAAUUCUCCUGAUCCCAAAUAUCUUGGAGAUUACUUCAAGGAGACUGCAAAUGCCAUCAUUUCCCUCAACGGGCUAAAAGAACUGGACGAGGGCCCAAGCGAGACGGUGUUGGUCCAGAACCAUAGCGACAAUUAUUCCCAAAAAAGAAGACGUGGUUACGCAGAGGAAACUAGCGUCUCCGAUCGAGAGACGCUUACACCGGAUACCGAUAAUCCCGGUAUCUCGAUCGCAUGUACUGACAUCAAUCUUCAACAUCAACAAGCCACACCUACAUAUAUCGACUAUACCUUCGCCUACAUGUUCAAGACGGAGAAGAUGUUUAGCAUGUUCUCAGAAUCCUUCAUGGAUCGAAUUCAGAGGCUUGCGACGUGGGGCACGGAGAGGACAACGUCGUGCAUCCGGGCACACAUCUCAGGGAAACAGAUGGAGUUUGUGUUUGACUGGGAACUCCCAACCGCCCCUCCUGUGGAAGAGAUAUUUAGCGGACCAUCUCAGGCAACAGUGAAUAUCAAGCACGCCACGCAGCUGUGCCUCCGUGUACCAUACGAAGAAGGGCAAUAUAUGCUCAACUGUAUGACCCCCGAGUUUACGCUUCCAACUCAAAUUUGACAAAUAGCUCGAAUAUCUUGACCUCAGUCCCAGCUGCUACCUCCUUCGUCCCGCCCUUAUCCAGCUCCUCCUUGCCAAGUAUUUUACCAUCGAUUUCUAUUUUGCCUCGGC
Colletotrichum godetiae is the source of this 1297-nucleotide messenger RNA. RefSeq lists its product as uncharacterized. Lineage: Eukaryota; Fungi; Ascomycota; Sordariomycetes; Glomerellales; Glomerellaceae. The transcript is spliced from 3 exons. Bases 131 to 1186 code for a protein of 351 amino acids. The record is from RefSeq and is a predicted model, not a curated record.